Miscanthus lutarioriparius is the source of this 564-nucleotide messenger RNA. The record is from the annotation of a GenBank genome assembly. NCBI's taxonomy places the organism in Eukaryota, Viridiplantae, Streptophyta, Magnoliopsida, Poales, Poaceae.
AUGGAGAGUGAAACUAUACUCCCAAGAUCCAGCAGGCAAGGCGACCUACAGCAACAUCAGUCUUCAUCUGACGGGAGUACUGGCUUUCGUUGUUGCCUCUUUUGGGCAUUUUGUCGAACACAUGUAUUGCACAGGACAGGACAUGGGGCCGGAACUUGGGCGUCGAGAGUGUGCUCAAGGCCGAGAUGGAGAGGGGAGCGCGCCGAGGAAGGAGACGAGCGGGUGCUGGGCCGCGGCUUUGGCGGUAGCCCUGGGUGGUGGAUGGCGGAGACCAUGGUGCAUGACGGCGAGUCGGCGACCACGGAGCUGGCUGCUGCGGAGAUCAUGCAAGCAAGCCACCGGGUCUGGCAUGAGGCCGAGCGUCGUCGUGUACGGAUUCGCCGUCGUCGACAGGAGGGCCAGCUGUAUAGGAGAAUCAAUGAGCGUGAGCGUGGUCGAGAUGUUCGGGAUAGUGCUAGAGCUGGACUGCCGGAGGCCUCGGGACUGAUGGCUCGAUCAAGAGGCGCAUGGGAGGUCCCAGUUCCACUUGAGUUGCAGCGUCCUGUAGGACACGUGGUAGAAUAA